GUUAAUAUUUUUUCUAUGCAUACCAGUGGGUUGUCUUAUUUAACUUUUCUAAUUACUUCUAGAUGGGCUUCUGCUCGAAAAUCUGGCAUGACUGUUUUGGGCAAAGUUCCGAAGCCCAUUAACUUACCUAGUCAAAGGUUGGAAAACAAUGGUCUGGACCCAAAUGUGGAAAUUGUUCCAAAGGGUACUCUCACCUGGGGAAGCAGACCAUCUUCGGCAGUGCCAAAUGCAUGGAGUUCAUCUUCUCUAUUAUCACCUAAAACUGAUGGGAGUACUGGUUCACCAAGCCAUACUAGUGGUCGCCCCUCAUCUGGGGGAAGUGGCACACGACCAUCUACUGCUGGUAGUGAUAGAUCCCAUGAGCCUCCAUCUAAUGCGUGGGGUCCAAAUUCACGUCCAUCAUCUGCAUCAGGAUUAUCAGCAACAAAUCAGACAUCUAUUGUUGCAACUCGCCCUCGAAGUGCAGAAACAAGACCAGGAAACUCUCAAUUGUCUCGCUUUGCAGAAAAUUCAGCAGAUAGUACAGUUGCAUGGGGGUCCACUAGAACUACUGAGAGAGUGGGGCCACCAACAUCCAAAACUAAUGGGUUUACUUUGAGUUCUGGAGAUUUUCCAACACUUGGCUCUGACAAGAAUUCCGAGUCGCAUAGUCAGCGAGGUCAUAGUUCUCAAGGGCAUUGUGCUUCUGCUUCUGAUACUGAUGCAGCACCAAAAGAAAAGUUGGAAUCUCCUCUGUCUGGGGAUGCUAAGAUAGCUGCAUUUUCAGAGCAGGAAAUUAUGAAUACACAAAAGAAAGAUAAUUAUUUGUAUGUUGGUGGAGGGCCCCCACUAAACAUGAACUGGCAGAUGGAACCCCAGCAUGCACAGCAAUAUCCUAGCUUAAACAUGACGGCUCACCAGUUUGACUCAUGGCAUGGUCCUCCACUCCACUCUCCUGAUGGAAUUUGGUAUAGAGGAGGGGGGCCAGGUGGUCCAUACAGACCAGCAAGCCCUCAUGGUGGUUUUGCUGCUGAUCAUUUUGGUUACUAUCCUCAGUUUCCACAAAACACUGAGGCUGUUCCUGGGCCGGGUGCUGGACAGUGUGGAUUCCACCCCAAUAAUGGUGCAACUUAUCGUCCUCAUGUACCCCCUCCCUCAUUCAUGGUUGCCAGUCAUCCUGUUCUCCCAGCUAGGCCUGGAGUUUACCAAGCUCCGGUGCCCUAUGAUGGCUAUCGUGGCAUGCCUCAAGUGGGUUUUUGCGGUUACAGUGAGCGAGAUGUCCCCUUCAUGGGAGUAGCUUGUCAACCAGGUGUUUAUGACCACCAUCCACAUCAAAAUGGCAAUCUUAACCCAGGACAAUUUCAUGUAGGUCGACGUGAUCCACCAAUGGCCAAAGAACGGAUGCAAGCUGAUCGUGCUCAUGGUAUUCAUAAAGAACAGUACAAGGUAUGCCUAAAACAGCGUGAUGGUUGGGAGGAUAAUAAGUUACAAGAGAUGAGGCAAGCUGUAAUAUCUAACCCCCCACACUUUGAUAAGGUAAGCAAGCCAGGUGGUUCCACACAGGAGGAAUGCUGGCACACUGAUAGCAGAAAGGAUGAACAUGCCGCACUUGUGAACACAAAACCUGACUCCGAAGGUUUGUUGAAGCCAUCCCAUGACUGUGAAGAUCAUUCUUCAGAACCUGCUACUGUGGACUUGCAAGAAAAUUCAGACAAAGCAGCUGAUGGUGUUCUGAUGAGGAGACCAGAAACUGCUACUUCACUGGCUCAUGACCGGCAACAAUAUCCUGUUACUAAAAAGAAUGCAGCACUGAUAGAGAAAAUAGAAGGCCUAAAUAAUAAAGCUCGGUGUGCUGAUUGCCACAAUGAAGUUACACCAUUUUCAUUCAGAGAAGAAAAGACAAAACAAUUAAAGGCUGCAACUAGAAAGGCAGAUCGUUCUACAAAAGUAAUCUGCUCUAAUGUUAUUCCCACUGAAAAUGGUCCUUCAUUUGGUAUGGUCAUCCCAGCUUCCAGUGAGGUGAAUUCUUCUGCAAUAGACAAUGACUUCAAAUCAUCUAGUGAUGGGAAAGCUGUCCCUGGGCCAUCGGAAUCACAAAUCAUUGCAGUGGGCAAGUCAGAUUCUUCAAAAUAUGGUGAAGUGGCUCAUUCUCAUAAUUACAGGAGAAAUAAUACAACACGAACUAGAGUUGAUUAUCAUGUUAAGUCAAGAACUAAUAAUCAAGUCGAUGAUGGGUGGACAAAGGAAUCCCCUGGUAAAGAUUACUCAGUGAUAACCGCUGUGACAAAUGGUGAUGGCCUUCGGGUAGGAGUUCCUGAUGACCAUUCUUCUCAAGAUACUGCUGUAAUGGAGUCAGAUCAUGCAAUCAUCAGUGGGUCAUAUACGUCUGCUAUGGAUUCACUUGAUUACCAAACCCAACGUGCUAAAAUGAAGGAGAUAGCUGCACAGCGUGCAAAACAGCUGCAGAAGGAGGAGGAGGAACGGACAAGGGAGCAAAGAGCAAAAGCUCUUGCAAAGUUGGAAGAAUUGAACAGGCGAUCUUUAGUUCAAAGUUCAAAACAGAAGUCAAAUGAUUCUAUACAACCAAGCAUUGAUAUGCAGCAUAACCAGGAUUCUGGGGCUGGUACAGCUCUCAAAAUUGAUGUGACAAACAAUGAAGUGCCAGGUGUUAUGUCAGAGGAGAAUUCUGAUGCACUGAUACAUGAAAAUGAUAGUGAGCUUAGAAAUCUUCCCACACCAGCUGAUUUGCCUUCUGAUAUAGCUUCAGAAGAUCCUGCAAUUUCCCAUGACCCAUCCCCGACACUGAGGCAAGAGAACAAUACUACCGUUGUUGUUGACCAGAAAAUGAGUUCACACGUUCAUGAUAGUAAUAUUUCCAGGCAUAAGCAUAUAAGCUACAGAAGAAAGCAGAGCAUUUCAAUGGAAAAAAACCCAGGUGAGAAGUCAAACACUGCUGGGAAUAUGGAGUGCCGAAAAGAUCUUGUUGAGGUGGCUGUAGAUGCAUCUAAUGAUAGCUUGCCCUAUAAUGAGGGUCCUGUGCACAAGAAGAAAAAUAAUAGGAACUCAAGGAACAAGAACAAGCUGGAGGAGGCUCUGAUGGGCUCCACCACACCAUCUUUAGCACAUACUGAUGGGAAUAUUGAGAAAGGUCCAAGCGAUUGUCAGAAAACUCAUUCCCCAGCAUCAGUGGCGGAAACUCUUGUAGUUCCAGCUCAAAAUUCUUGUGAGAUUUCAGGACCUCAAGUUUCUAGGGAUGUUAUGGUUACAUCUUCCAACAGGUUGUCCAAGUCAACUGAAGAAGCACAUGGUAGGAUUGGCAACCAAUGGAAACCUCAGCCUCCUAGGAAGUCAUCAAGAAACCAGCAAGGUUUCAAGCCUGCAGACAAGUUCCAUGUCAGCGAUGCUGUCAUCUGGGCACCUGUAAAGCCACAAAACAAGAAUGAGCAGCAACCUGAGGAAAUCAGCCAGAGCAGUAUGAUUGUUGCUAGCAGUCAAUCUUUGGGAAAGAAAGAGCAUGAUAUGCACAAUGGUAAGAAAGCAAAGAGGGCUGAAAUGGAGAGAUACAUUCCUAAACCUGUAACCAAAGAAAUGUCGCAGCAACCAAACUGCCAACAACCUUCUCCUUCCCUCGAGCAGGAAGCAUCUGGCGAUAAGUCAGAAAAAUCUGAAUUUGAUUCUAGGAUUCUUGAUAGGGGAGGACCUGAUGAUUUGGCAGUUGGAGAGAUGGAAUUUCUUGCUGAUACCAAGAAUGUUGAGGAGAAUAAGCCUAAUAGGCGUGGCAGAGGACAUGCAUCUUGGUGUCAAAGAAGUUCGGCUGAAUCUACAUCAGCUUUACAGAGUACCGGUGAAGGUUCAGGCUCUUCUGGUGCUGCUAAAGUUAUUCAGAAGCCUUCUGAUCAAGAUGAACUGUUAAAUCCUGACAGACAGUUACAAAAGUUCAAAUCUGAUGGCUGGGACAGUAAUAGUGCUAAAGCAUUGCCAACUGAACUGAUUGCUGCACCUGCUGGUGUGCAGGAUCAUGGAGUAACAAGUAGACAAAGGCGUCAGCAAUUUAAGGUUAACAGAGUUGCAGGAAGUAAUCAUAUCCCUGCCGGAAACAAGGAUUCGCGGACUGGGAUAGAUGAUAAAAGUGAUAUCCAAAAUCCAGCCCCUGGCUUAAAUGAACCUGAUAUAAGAAAUGCUUCGAAGACCGAGAACAAGAUUUCUGGUGGUGAGCAUAUGAAAUCACAUUGGAAGCCAAAAUCUCAUGCCAAUUCUCAUAACCAAGGACAUAGGGGCAGUGGAGGGCAAAAAGUUGCUUUUCAUAGCGGCAGAUCAGACAAGGAAUUUGCUUUUGAAGGCUUUGACGGUCAUCCUUUGCAGGAGGAUAAUGCCCUUACCCAAAAAAAUAGGGUUGGUGAAUGCUAUCAAGAAGCUCAAGGAGACAUGAAGUUUAUUGUAGAUCCAUCAAAACAGCAGACCCAUACCCUAAACCAAGAGGUGCCAAUUAAUGCUGAGCUAGGUCCAGAGAAUGUAAAAGCACAUCAUGAGCAUGAGGUUACUCCAGCGCCAAGACAGCACAAUGGGCGCUUUAAUAGAGGCCAAGAAGCAGUGUAUAGAGGUAGGGAUUCAGGGCAAGAUGCUGGCAGGGGCAGGCAAAAUUUUCUGAUGAAUGGGGAGAGGAGAAAGCAUAAUUCACAUUAUGAGUACCAGCCUAUCGGUUCUUAUGGUAAGCCCAGUGAGUCAUCUCAGUGGAACCCUGAUGUCAGUGAAGAAGCACAGGAGGGUUCCCGGCCUCCAGGAUUGAGGUACAGGGAGCGCAGUCAGAAUCAUUCAAGACGCAGUGGUCACUUCUUCAGGCGGAGUGGUGGUGCUGCAGUUCGUGGUGGUGAACCUAUUAAUAUUGUGGAGAAAGAAUUUUGAAACAGAUGCAGUGUUUGCGUAUGAUUGGCAGCAUGCUGAAAGCCUGGUCAGAGUGACACUCAAGGCAUAGGGGUUCUUUGAGAGCAACAGGCAUGUUUUUUGUUGGCUCGGGAUUUGCAGGUGCUGGAUUUGACUAGUAACUAGCUUCGCUACCUGUACUCCAUGCCAUGCCUCAAAGUGAGAGUUAAAGCUCGAUGGGUUUCUCCACAAGCAGGAGUCUGUUGUUUUCGGGAUUUAGGAUAUUAUGUUGGAUCUGUUUUGCUUCCAUUCCUGAAAUUCCAUGUCAAAUCCUUCUGAAGAUCCGAAUGUCAAAUGAAUUCUGUUGGAGGCAUAUUUGUUGCUGGCUUUGAUUUCACCAGCUAUGUUGAAAUGUGUUGCAUGAGUUCCAACUUGUUUACUGUGUGUCAACUCCUUUAUGUGGAGCCUUGUAGAUACUUUGGGCACCUGAUGAUAGGCGGGACGUCGAUUUUUCCAUUUUCUUUUGACAUGUUGGCCGCUUGCUAUCUCAGCAUGCAAGUAACCGCAGGCGUGUAUCCUGUCCUGCUGCCGCGAGGCUCUUUUAGCAUAUCGUUAUUUUCUCUCUUGCCAUCUCGGUAUGCUUAAUCAGUGCCGGACAAUCAUGUUCUGCU
Elaeis guineensis (African oil palm) is the source of this 5510-nucleotide messenger RNA. The record is from RefSeq and is a predicted model, not a curated record. Lineage: Eukaryota; Viridiplantae; Streptophyta; Magnoliopsida; Arecales; Arecaceae.